Molecule: messenger RNA, 4392 nt
Organism: Gigantopelta aegis
Lineage: Eukaryota; Metazoa; Mollusca; Gastropoda; Neomphalida; Peltospiridae
Exons: 13
Coding region: 132-1886 (584 amino acids)
Biological process (GO): cell communication
Cellular component (GO): membrane
Source: RefSeq, a predicted model, not a curated record
AUAUAAUAAUUUUUAAUUUUUUUUAUUAUAAUAUUGGAGAUCAAGAAGGAAGUUACAUUGGAUUGUGGGUAUUCAUGUUAUGUUCUGGUAGAGAAAAGUAACCUUAACGAAGGACGACUAAGAUUAGGAAAAUGAAUCACCUUUCGACAACAAAGUGCUUUCUUCUGUGUUGGUCUUUAUGCCUGUUACAACUCCAGACAACUGCAGACUUACCAUCGGUGAACUUUGGCCCGGAUGUGAGUUUCUCCGAAGGUGAAGGCACGGUCUCUGUGAAUUUGACAGUGGAUAAAUUGUUCACUGUUGAGAAUCCUCUAAGCGUGACCGUGAUAACAGUGCCUGGAAGUGCGACGGCCGCAGACUAUAACUUUACGUCACCACUGACUGUCCAAUUUCAAAAUUCAUUGACCGUUCAGGUCGAGUUUACAAUCGUCUCUGACACAUUAAAAGAGCCGAGAGAAAGUUUCCUGUUGGGGCUGCUUGGAGACCGUACCGUAUUCAAAUCCACGAAGGGCACAAUUACUAUCACGAUAAUAGACGAUGACAGUUCGGGUACUUUUGACUGUCGUCGGCGGGGACAAAAUCUUUGUCAGAACAACGCCAGCUGCGACUCACAGGGUGUCUGCCAGUGUCCGGCGAAAUAUGAAGGAUACAAGUGCGAUAUCGACAAAUCCACUGUUAAUUCUGGCAAUUGUAACCCGGCCUGUGUUUCGGGCCAGUGCGCCGCGGACGGCGCUACUUCAAGAUGCUACUGCGACGCCGAACAUCUCGAUGAGGGUGUGUGUGACACCGUUCGAUACAAGGCGAAAUGUGAUUCGGCCGCCAUGUCGAUCAACAUCGUUCCGAUUGGCUCGUUCCAAGGCCUGAUCUACGUGAACGGACACGACAGCACGUGCUUGUUCCAGGACGUGGGCACUCUGACCGGGUUACCCGCAGACUACACGUCUGGCCUGGCUCGUGUGAUACCGCACACAGAUACCAACUGCGGGAACGCCGUGUCGAAAUCAGGGAACGGAAAGAUUCAUAGGUCUCGGAUCAUCUACGUCCAGUAUCACCCUGACUACACGUCCGCCGUUGACGAGGUUGUGGAGGGGUUAUGUACGUACGACACCAGCCAGACCGUCACUUUCGAGAACGUCUUCAACUCCGUCCUCCCCGCAACCACAGGAGGAAACGGCCAGCAGGGUGCUAUUCGAGUGACGGCUGGGGGCGAUUUGAACCCCCUAAAGCUGAAAAUUUUAAAAGACGGACAAGAGGUCACCACAAGCACCCCUAUCAGAAUCGGUACCAUGCUGACGUUGGAGUUGAAUGUCUACCCGGCAACAGAUUUUGAGGAUUUUGUGAUUGAAUCGCUCACCAUUGACAACAACAAGCAAGGGGCGAAUCAGAAAAGCCUUCCAGUCAUCACGAAUCGUUGUCAUGUAGGAGGAGAUAUCACCGGCAUCAUCCCCGAACCCGUACGUGAUCAAAACAGCUUCAGAACCGUCUUUACGUUCAUGACCAUCAAGUUCUCCAAGUCUGACGAUCUCAGAAUAAUAUUUGAGGCCAAGAUGUGCCUCAAAGGAGAUACCACGGGAUGCACGGCUGUGUGUAAUCAGAGAAGACGCCGAGCGAUCGAGUCACGUGACACGAAGACGAUUGAAGUGGUUAUGAAGAUCUGGGACUAUACAGAUAACACAGAGGACAAUAAGAACACCGACCAGCAACCAGACGGAUCUCAAAACGAAGCGGCUCAAAGCUCCAACCUGUUUGGCAUGAGUGACGGAAUCCUUGCCGGCGUCAUCGUGCUGUCCGUCGUGAUCGUCAUCGUGAUCGUCGCCGUCGUCGUUUUCACUUAUCGCGUCCUACGCAAGAAGAGAGAGAUGAAGGAACCCGAAAACUAUUACUAAUUUGUGUGUUCACUCGCAGCGCCACUUCGACCAUCAUGAUUACAAACUGUUUAAUUCCCUAUUGUAUCAUUGUAUGUAACAGAUGAAAAUAACUGUUGAUUUUUCUACUUAAUUUUCGUUUUACUUAAAGGUGCAUAAUCCCAUCACUGCUUCGACCUGUGACCACCAUGAUUUAGAAACUCUUUUAUUGUAUUCCCGAUUACCGUAAAUCCUGUAAUAGAAGGCUAGGUGGUGUUGUUGUUUGUUUUUAUGGAGUUGGGGGUUUGGUGUUUUUUCUUCUUUUUCUUCUUUUGGGGGGGGGGGGGGGGAUGGGUGGGGGUGCCGACGCUUUGAGACCCGGUCUCUGUUUAAGACAGACUUCUAUUUUUCUUUCAUACAAAAUUUUCGAAAAUAGUGGUAAAUUAUUUUUAAAAAAUAACAAAUUUAAUCGCCUAUCACACAUUCUUUUGUUUAUAGAUUGUGUGGUAUUGAAGAAUAAGAUUAUUAUAUGAAAGAACUUUUAUUAACAAAAAAAACAACAAACCCCAUAAGCUUUUGACGUCGUACAACGGAAGUGACAAGUAUUACCUGUAAUUAAUCUGACUAAGCUAGAACAGAAGAGACAGGCGUCAAAGUAAAGAUGGCCUCUAUUCGAGGCAGGCCUCUAUUGAAGGGUGUACUGUAUCUCAUUGUAUGCUGAAAUUAACUAUGUAGAUUUUUCUACUUCACUUUUGUUUUACUUAAUGGUGUAUAGUCCACUUAAAAAUAUUGUUGUCUGGCAUCUCUGGUUUAAACGUACGUUUUAAUUUAUUGCUUAGAAUAAUAUCUGUUUGUGUACUCCUUUGUAUUCUUGGUUGUCGUAAUGUCUGGUGAAGCUCGGUUCAGUUAUUUCGUGCCCACUGGACUGAAUUAAACAGCUUUUGCACUGGCUAAAUAAAUCUUAAGAACAUUUCUCGAUAACAAUGGUUGAAACAUAUGUACAGCUUACUUAAUUGCUUACAAUAAUAUCCGUUUGUGUAGGCCCUGUGUGUUUUUGGUUGUCGUAAUGUCUAUUGAAGCUCACAACAGUUAUUGUUUGCCCACUGAACAUAAUAAACAUUUUUUACCCUGGCUAAAUACAUCUAACAUUAUUGCAUUGUAUCUCGGGUUAAAACUAGUUUAAAUUAUUGCUUAGAAUAUUCGUUUAUCUACGACCUGUGUGAACGUAGUUGUCGUAAUAUCUUCAGAAGCUAAGGACAGUUAUUUCUUGCUCACUGGCCUGAAUUAACCAGUUUUUGCCAUGUCUAAAUAAAUUUAAGAACAUUGCGCUGUAUCUCUGGUUGAAACUACAGUUUCAUUUAUUCCUUAUAAUAUUCGUUUAUCUACGACCUGUGAACGUAGUUGUCGUAAUAUCCUCAGAUGCUUAGGACAGUUUUUUCUUGCUCACUGGCCGGAAUUAACCAGCCUUUGCACAGUCACCCUUAUGGGAAUAAUAUUCAGUGUAGAUAACUUGAUAUAUUUGCGAAGUUUCUGAUCCAUGUCCUAUUAUUUCACAUAAGAUAUUUUUAACAAAAUAUAUGUUAGUGGAUUGAAGCUUUGAACUUUAUGACGACAUUAUUAAUUUGGUUUGUCUCUACACAAUGUUUAUGGUGCGUAUUGUUCAAAUAGUUUGUAGACGCAGUAUGUGCAGCGUCAAGAACGAAAGAGUGCUUUUAGUUUACAAAUGUCUUCUUUUUGUAAUUAAAACAGCAAGAAUAAAUAUGAUGUUAAAAAAUGGUUGAUUUAUGUAUCUAGAAUUGAAUGCUAAAUCGUGUUUCAAAAUGUCUUUAUUCCAAGAUUAAUUCGAGUUGCGUCCCUUUUCGGACUGUUAUAAAGAUUGAACAUAUUUCAAACUUUAGGUGGUGAAGAUGUACUCGUUUUAGUAAAAUGACGCCAUAACUUCAAUCAUAAGGACAAUUCUCUUCUUCCUCGGCAACAAAUUAAGCUUUUUCUUGUUUAAUUGCUACAUAUUUUUAUAUUUAUAUGUUCGGGGUAUGUAAAUCUAUAGAGGCGAGCUUCCUACAGAAUACAAUGGGAUUUGAAAACAGGUAUGAUAAAAUUGAAACUGAUUCCCUGUGAAAAUUGAUGCUUAUUAAUUUUUAAACAAAAUCUUCAAAUCUCUUAAAUUUCAUAUGCCACCCCAUUUUCUUGAAGCUGUAUUAAAUGUAUAUAGCUUUCACGCGUUUUGUUUUAUACCGUCAGGAUAUGUUGAUAACAGUUUUAUUUGUUAAAAAUGAUAACAUCGUCGGCAAUGAGAACUGUUUACUUGUUAGCUUAGAAAUGCCCUUUUUUUUCAAUCCGAAGAAGGACAUAACGUUAUUACUGUGUCGGGAUUAUUGUUACUGCCCCACACACACCCCCCCUCCCCCGUUAUUUACGACUAUAUGCUGCCCUGUUCAUAUCAAGUUAUCUUUCUAUAACUAUAUGUUUAUUGUGUUUGCUAUUUAAUAUAUUAGACGCUUAUAUAUGUCUCUUUCUUGCAUUUCAUAAAAUGGGUUUCAAACCAAAA